AUGAGGACACAAAGUCUUGUCGUCGCCCUUCUGGCGACGGCUGAUCACGUCGCUGCUGCCGUGGCACCUGAAGGAAAGCUACACAAGCUCUCGGAGCGUCCAAAAGACUCACAAUGUCCACAGCGCGACCUUGCACACUCGCCCCCAAUUUACCCAUCACCAUGGAUGGACCCCAGUGCCGAUGGCUGGGCUGAUGCCUACGCCAAAGCAAAGGAUUUCGUCUCCCAACUGACCCUUCUCGAGAAAGUCAACUUGACCACCGGUGUCGGAUGGCAAGGAGAUGUCUGCGUCGGAAACGUCGGUUCUGUUCCUCGCCUCGGCCUUCGCGGUCUUUGCAUGCAGGAUGGCCCCGUGGGCAUUCGUUUCACCGACUACAACUCCGUUUUCCCCUCCGGCCAGACUGUCGCCGCGACCUGGGACAGAAGCUUGAUCUACCGCAGAGCCGAGGCCAUCGGUUUCGAACACCGCUCGAAGGGCAUCGACGUUGUCCUCGCCCCGGUUGCCGGACCCAUUGGUCGUGCACCAACUGGAGGCCGCAACUGGGAGGGUUUCUCCGUGGAUCCUUACCUGACAGGUAUCGCCAUGGCCGAGUCGGUCAAGGGCAUCCAGCAGCACGCUAUUGCUUGCGCCAAGCAUUUCGUUGGCAACGAGCAGGAACACUUCAGACAGGCUCCGGAAGCUAUUGGCUACGGAUACAACAUCACCGAGUCCAUUUCGUCCAACAUCGACGACAGGACUAUGCACGAGCUCUACAUGUGGCCCUUUGCCGAUGCCAUCCGCGCCGGCGUUGGUUCCAUCAUGUGCUCUUACAACCAGGUCAACAACUCGUACGGUUGCCAGAACUCGAAGCUUCUCAACGGUCUUCUCAAGGAAGAGCUCGGCUUCCAAGGAUUCAUCAUGUCUGAUUGGCAAGCUCAACAUGUACGUGUCCCCCUUGAUGGCCGAAGAGAGAUUUUGCUUAUCUCCCCUUUCCCAGCUAGCAAAGAAGCCGGUGCUGCUACCGCUGUUGCAGGUCUCGAUAUGGCCAUGCCGGGUGAUGUUCUCUUCAACACUGGAACUACCUUUUGGGGAACCAACUUGACCGUUGCUGUCCUCAACGGCACCGUUCCCGAAUACCGCCUUGACGAUAUGGCUCUGCGUAUCAUGGCUGCCUUCUUCAAGGUCGGCUUCGAGGUUGAAUCAGUUCCCGAACUCACCUUUUCCUCGUGGACCAAGGAUACUGUCGGACCCGUUCAAUACUACGCCAAGGAGAACACCCAAGUCAUCAACCAGCACAUCGAUGUUCGCAAAGGCAGAGACCACGCCAACCUGAUCCGCGAGAUCGCCGCCAAGGCCACUGUCCUGUUGAAGAACGAGGGUGCCUUGCCACUCAACAAGCCCAAGUUCUUGGCCGUCAUCGGAGAGGAUGCCGGUCCCAACCUCAAGGGCCCCAACGGAUGCGACAACAGAGGCUGCAACGACGGCACUCUCGGUGCUGCAUGGGGAUCAGGAACGGCCGAGUACCCUUACUUGGUCACGCCUGAUCAGGGUCUGUCAGCCCGUGCCGUUGCCGAUGGCUCCCGUUACGAGAGCAUCUUGAGCAACUACGACUCUGCGGCUACCACUGCCCUGGUUUCUCAGGCCGACGCCACAGCUAUCGUCUUCGUCAAUGCCAAUGGCGGUGAAGGUUUUAUCAACGUAGGAGGCAACGAGGGUGAUCGCCAGAACCUGACGCUUUGGAACGCCGGAGACGAGCUUGUGAAGAACGUUUCCGCCGUCAACAACAACACCAUUGUUGUGAUUCACUCCAUUGGCCCAGUCCUGUUGACUGACAUGGUCAACAAUCCCAACAUCACUGCCAUUGUUUGGGCCGGCCUUCCCGGGCAAGAGUCGGGCAACUCCAUCGCCGACGUCCUUUACGGAAAUGUCAACCCGGGAGGCAAGUCUCCCUUUACGUGGGGCCCCAACCGCGAGAGCUACGGUGCUGAUGUUUUGUACGAGCCCAACAAUGGGGAGGCCGCCCCUCAGGACGACUUCACCGAGGGCGUCUUCCUCGACUACCGCCACUUUGACCGUGCUACUGCUGGAUCCAAUAGCUCCGGUGUUGCACCCAUCUACCCUUUCGGCUUUGGUCUGUCGUACACCACCUUUGAAUACUCCAACCUGGCCGUGACCAAGGGCAACGCCGGUGCGUAUGCCCCGACAACUGGAGAGACGGCGGCAGCUCCAACCUUUGGCAACUACAGCACGGACCCAGCCGAGUACGUCUUCCCCAGCAACGAGUUCCGGUACAUCUACAACUUCAUCUACCCCUACCUGAACACCUCGGACGUCAAGGAGUCUGCCAACGACCCGACCUACGGCAAGACGGCUGAGGAGUUCCUGCCUCCCAACGCGGUCGCGAGCACCCCUCAGCCCAAGCAUCCCGCAUCGGGAGCCCCUGGCGGCAACCCGCAGCUUUGGGAUGUUCUCUACACGGUGACUGCUACAGUGACCAAUACGGGCAAGGUUGCUGGUGAUGAGGUUGCUCAGCUGUACGUCUCGCUCGGCGGCCCGGAGGAUCCCGUCAAGGUGCUCCGUGGAUUUGAGCGCAUUCCCAUUGAGGCCGGCGCGUCGGCGACAUUCACGGCGGAGAUUACGAGACGUGACCUCAGCAACUGGGACACGGCGAGCCAGAACUGGGUCAUCAGCGAGUACCCGAAGAAGGUGUGGGUUGGAAGCUCGUCAAGAGACCUGCCUAUCAGCGCGUCGUUGUAG
Messenger RNA from Colletotrichum godetiae, 2736 nucleotides. Its product is annotated as family 3 glycosyl hydrolase. Lineage: Eukaryota; Fungi; Ascomycota; Sordariomycetes; Glomerellales; Glomerellaceae. The coding region runs from base 1 to 2736 and encodes 911 amino acids. The transcript is spliced from 5 exons. Gene Ontology annotation, molecular function: beta-glucosidase activity. The record is from RefSeq and is a predicted model, not a curated record. Gene Ontology annotation, biological process: glucan catabolic process.